This is a messenger RNA of Oncorhynchus mykiss (rainbow trout), 2582 nucleotides long. RefSeq names its product interleukin-2 receptor beta chain-2 (gene il2rb2). Gene Ontology annotation, biological process: cytokine-mediated signaling pathway; immunoglobulin mediated immune response. The record is from RefSeq and is a predicted model, not a curated record. Lineage: Eukaryota; Metazoa; Chordata; Actinopteri; Salmoniformes; Salmonidae. Gene Ontology annotation, molecular function: cytokine receptor activity. Gene Ontology annotation, cellular component: external side of plasma membrane.
CCUUAGCGAGAGGUUGUGGUUACGUGUGUCACCAUGAAAUGUCAUUGGGCACUUCAAUCGAGAGGGAGGGAGAGAGAGAGUAAGAGAGCGAUAGCGUUAAGGAGCAGGAGAGAAUGAUAGAGACAGAAAGUCAGAGUGAGAGAGCGCUAGAGGCACAGAGAGAGACAGUCACAAAGGGAGAGACAGACAGACAGAGACCUGAGGCUAAGGAGACAGAGAGGAGAGAGCAUCUGCACAAGUCAAAUAGUCAAAACAGAACAAAGAAAGUACGAGAACAGAAUGAGGACUGUGCUGACACGUCGACCCUGACUAAGAGGACAGGGGCGGUAAUGAUGUGGUCCAUGCUUCACCUGCUGUUCCUGCUGUCUGUCCCACCAGGCUUCACUCACAACCUCCAAGGACUGUUUUGUGUGAAUGACUACAUCAACAACAUCGCCUGUGUGUGGAACAGCUCGGGAAUAGAUCCAGAUGUGGCCUGCCAGCUCCUCGGUACAAGAGAAGACUAUGAAAACAAUUUUUUCCAGAGUGGUUGUGAUCUCAAACCCUUGGAAGGUCAUUCUUUUGGAGGCUGCAGUUUUGUCUUUAAGGGCCAUUAUUUCAGUUCAAACGAGAACCUCCCCAGCAUUAAGGUGGAGUGUAACGGGUCUGAGGCGGCAAACCUCAUAAAAUACACACCUAUCGAACACAUUAAGAUGCAUCCUCCUGGUAUCCCGCUCAUCAUCAAUGGGACAAAUGCCACCUGGACUGCUGGUAGUCCGCUGUCUAAGAAGAUCUUUGCAUAUGAGUUCCAGGUGAAGGUGAAGAGGGAAGGCCAGCUAUGGGGGGAGGCCAAGAAUUUUACCAGACCAAAGCAGGAACCGUGGAUGGAGCUGGGUGUGGAGGAGAGUGGGAUUCAUCACAUCAGGGUGAGAGUCAAGCCGACCCAGCCCGCCUCUAGCCACUGGAGUGAGUGGAGCCCCACUGCAUCCUGGACAUCAGAGGACAAGGUCUCACCAACCUUUGUGCAAUCCCCGGACCUGGCUUUGUGGCUGGUGUUGAGUGGUGCGCUUUUCACUCUCAUCAUUGUCAUGUUGCUAGUCUUCUACAAAACACAUAUUAACAAUAGGAAACACCAGUAUGUGCCUGACCCCGCCAAGUACUUCCAGCCACUUAACUCUGUCCACGGUGGAAACUUUCAGAAAUGGCUGAGCCCCUUGUUUGCUCCAGAGUGCUUCAUCACCGCCCAGCCCGGCGAGGACAUCUCCCCUGUGGAGGUGUCUGGAACAGAAGUCUGGGACGUCACCGACUCCACCAGCUGCACCACCACAGCCUUCCUCCUACACUCUGACCCCAACACCCCCUCUGAUGGCUGGAACAGCAGCGGCCAGUCCUCCUGCUUCUCCAACAUCGGCUACUUCUACCCCAGCGGCUUCCGCAUCGAGUCUUGUCCCGUCUACUUCACCUACCAGGGGGACCACAGCUCUCUCUACGCCACCUCCACAUCCUCCUCCUAUGAGCUCUUGGAACUUCUCGGUGGGCUGCAGAGGGAGCCCCAGAGCCCAGACUCUGGUUUCGGCAUGGAGAGCGUAGAGGGGAAGGACCAGGUGGAGGAGGAAGGAAAGGGUCAGAAGGAAAGGGAUGUGGCUCCAGUUGACCAUCAUUCACCCCCUCCUCUUGUCCUACCAGUCCCCCUGCCUGCUGGGAUCCCUCCAGGCCCUCACCAUCCCCCGAGUCUCCCUCAACUCCCCCUUCAUAAUCCUGAGACUAACUCUGCCAUGGCGCCUAGCAGCAGUUACAAUGCCUGGCCAGUAGAGGCUGCUCUAGGCAGAUCCUCCUCGAUGACAGUGGAACCCAUUUGUAGCGGCUAUUUGACCAUUAAUGAGCUGCAGAAUACCUACAGCAACAAGUCUAUUUGAACAAUCAAUUUUUCACUCAAUUUACAUUUUAGUUGAGCUGUUGAACUUAUUCUUCGUGCAAACUAUGACACAAGGCUCAGAUAAUGCAGGAACAAAAUCAUUUUUUGCAUGGUAUUUUACAUGAUAAAAUACCAUUUAGUUUAUUUGUAUUUUAUAUACAUUUUGUAUAUUACUUGUAUUACUAUUGAGGCAGCUGGUUUGCCAAUGCGUUGUUACUUUAUCUCAGAUAGUUAGUGCUGCUAGUUGUUUUUGUCUUUAAAUGCGUUCACUGACAUCUUGCUUGUAUGAAGACCUGAAUAAAACCUCUGGCAGAAGAGAAGUGGGUCAGCCUUUAACUUCUUAUGUUUGUGGGCUUAGGUAGUCUGCCCUACAGUACCAAGCAAAAAGGCAGUAACUGCUAAUUUGGUCGAAAAUGAGUUAGUCGUUUUUGCUACAAUAAAUACAUGCUUAAUCAUGUGGACAAGUAUCCUUCCUCUAAUGUAUUGUGUUUUUGAGAAAAUGGGGGUCAUGUUAGCAUUAACUACAUAAAGUUACUGUGAAACCAAGGUAAAUAAAAGCCAUUUUUCUCAGUUCCACUCUGAGCAGUUACUGCUUUUUUGCUUGGUAGGGCAGUUAAAGUGGCAAAGAGUGGACAAGUGUUCCUGCUGUGUGUGUAUGUGUGUUGGUGUGUUUGCGUGCGUGUAUCAG